Messenger RNA from Malania oleifera, 1863 nucleotides. Its product is annotated as protein NRT1/ PTR FAMILY 4.3-like. The record is from RefSeq and is a predicted model, not a curated record. The coding region runs from base 1 to 1863 and encodes 620 amino acids. The transcript is spliced from 6 exons. Gene Ontology annotation, cellular component: membrane. Gene Ontology annotation, biological process: transmembrane transport. Gene Ontology annotation, molecular function: transmembrane transporter activity. Lineage: Eukaryota; Viridiplantae; Streptophyta; Magnoliopsida; Santalales; Ximeniaceae.
AUGGGCGAGACUGAAGAAUGUUCAAGAAUGCUACUCGGCGUUGAUUGCGAUUGGAUAGGCAGACCUUGCAACCCCAGCAAGCACGGUGGACUCACUCCCGCCAUUUUUAUCCUAGGCCUGCAAGCAUUUGAGAUAAUGGCGAUUGGUGCAGUGGGGAACAAUCUCAUAACUUACGUGUUCGAGGAAAUGCAUUUUCCGCUGUCAAAGUCCGCCAACAUAGUCACCAAUUUCGUAGGCACAGUCUUCCUCCUCUCCCUUCUUGGUGGCUUCCUCUCGGACUCUUAUCUUGGCAGCUUUUGGACUAUGCUCAUCUUUGGCUUCGUGGAGCUCUCUGGUUUAAUGCUACUUUCAGUGCAAGCCCAUCUUCCACAGCUCAGGCCACCCCCCUGCAAAAUGUUAGAGAAGCAACACUACUACUGUGAGGAGGCAAAGGGGUACAGUGCCGUGGUAUUCUUCGUGGCACUCUACUUGGUGGCUCUAGGGAGUGGGUGUCUCAAGCCCAACAUAAUCUCGCAUGGAGCUCAUCAAUUCAGAAAAUUAUACUCUGACCAUGACUCCAACAUUAACCUCCACUACUCCAACAAUUACAAGCUCUCCACUUACUUCAAUGCUGCCUACUUUGCCUUCUGCAUGGGAGAACUCGUAGCACUCACAGUUCUUGUUUGGGUCCAGACUCACUCAGGGAUGAGCAUUGGCUUUGGGGUCUCAGCCGCUGCCAUGGCUAUGGGAUUACUCUGUUUCAUCUCUGGCACAACUCUUUACAGGAACAAACCGCCUCGUGGAAGCAUCUUCACCCCAAUUGCUCAAGUUCUUGCAGCUGCAAUUGCAAAGCGAAAGCAUAUCUGUCAUUCAAACUCAGAGAUGUUCCGAGGCGGCCACAACAAUAUGUCUCAGUGCUCCACGGGCAAUCUCCUCCUCACUAAAAAGUUCAGAUUCCUUGACAAGGCCUGCAUCAAAAUUCGAGAUGGAACUAAUCAGACAUUGGAAGAAAGCCCAUGGAGACUAUGCAGUGUGACUCAAGUUGAGCAAGUUAAGAUACUCAUCUCAGUUGUUCCCAUAUUUGCCUGCACCAUCAUGUCCAACACCAUCUUAGCUCAGUUGCAAACAUUCUCGGUCCAGCAAGGAAGUUGCAUGAACACCCACAUCACAAAGGGCUUCAAAAUUCCUCCGGCUUCUCUCCAAUCCAUACCUUACAUAAUGCUCAUCUUCUUAGUCCCCCUUUACGAAACUGCCUUCGUCCCGUUUGCGCGAAAGCUCACGGGAAGCACCUCUGGGAUUUCGCCUCUAAUGAGAAUUGGCAUUGGGCUCUUCAUCGCCACAUUGUCCAUGGUUUCAGCUGCACUGGUGGAGAAAAAGAGAAGAAACAUGGCUGUGGAUGCUUGGCACCAAACACUGUCCAUCUUUUGGAUUGCCCCACAGUUUUUGGUUUUUGGCCUGUCUGAGAUGUUCACCGCGGUGGGGCUUAUUGAAUUCUUCUACCGACAGUCUUUGGAAGGGAUGCAAUCCUUUUUGAUUGCCAUGACAUAUUGCUCAUACUCAUUUGGGUUUUAUCUCAGCAGCCUCUUGGUAUCUCUAGUGAACAAAAUUACAGCAACUGCUUCUUCUUCAGGAGGGGGGUGGCUCAGUGAGAAUGACCUUAACAAAGAUAGGCUGGAUCUCUUCUAUUGGCUGCUGGCUGGCCUUAGCCUCAUCAACUUCUUAAACUAUCAGUUUUGGUCUGCCUGGUAUUCUUACAACCCAUCUGAUGAUCUAUCACAGAAACAGUCCCCUGGGUUGAACCAGUCAGACGAUCAAUUAGACCACCCCAGCUCGCAGCUUAAUUCAACUCAGCUAGCUAGCUUCAAAGCAAUUUCGAGCUGUUAA